AUUUAAUUCUUUUCUCAAAAUAUUUUUUUAAAAUAAGACAUAAGAUGAAAUCAUCUAGUCAUAAACAAAAUAUUAACGGAAUUUUAUUAUGCUUGCUGGUGUGAGCAAACAAAAAUACUUUUUAGACAUUGGGUAUUUAUUAUUAUAUUUGAACUAGAUUCCAGUUAUACUUAAAGGAUAAAGAUUAAUACAGUCAACUAACGAUUCAUACUAUUUUAUUUUCUCUUUGAUCUGCUUAACUUAUGUGGUCGUGUUGUAAGUCUGCCGCCAAACUUCGUGAGCAUCUUAAGUUAUAAACACAAUUCAGGUCAGUUUGAAGUACAUUACAAUCGCUGAUGGCACAAAUCAUUAAUUAACAUCCGUUUCACUUCUGCUUCUUAUCACUAAAUAUUUUCGUCAUUAGUAUUGCUGCAAUCAAAUAUUUGUACAUAAUUUUUUUGUAAUUGAUUUUUAAUGGUUCUCAAAAGGGAUUCUAUAAAAACUAAUGCACUUUUAACAAAAUAUUAAGGUUAUCAAAAUUUUAUAAUAAUUUUAAUAUAUAUAAAAAAUACAUAUAAAUUGAUUAAGAUAAAAUAAGUUAUUUAAAACCAUUAAAACUUUUAUGUGCAAUAUAUUCAUAUAUGUAUAAAUAUAAUUAUAACAAUAUAGCUAUAUUUUGCAAUAUAAAAUAAUUAAUUUGGUAUUGUUGUUAAUUUAGUAACAGGAACUUAAACUUUCAUCCGAGCUAUCUUAGAAGUUUAAAAGACAAUCAGAAACUUACUUUCUCUCUGUGCUGUUAUUACUAAUAGUACUUUAUACUUUCCUCUAAUCUAAUAACAUUUAUUUAGCUAUCUUGUCAUAUCCUAAAUAACUUUGCCUUUCAGUUAGCUCAAGUAACAAAUAAGUAGAGCUACAUAUUAAAAUCAUGUCAUACCACAAAUUUAAUAAGUCCAUAAAUAUAUACCAUACAAAUAUACAUUCAUUUAAGCUUAUUUCACAUUAACUAUUAUAAUACCUCAUAGUUUUAUGCUUAUAUUAACAAAUUUGGCCAUCAUUUUUUAAAUAUCAACCCUAACAAAUCUUCAAAGCACUCUAGAUGGAAGCUUCACCUGAAGUGCCGCGUCGCACACGCGCUGCUUUAGCCGAGAUACCAGCGAGGCUUGAUAGAUUAAGAGUGACACCUCUCCGGCCUGUAACCAACACGAGAGAGGCUUCACCCUUGUUGCCUCCGGGUUAUCUCAGCCCUGCACCAUCACCUGAUGAGUUCCUCAUUCAGCAGAGAGGUCGUAAACGUCUCCCAGCGACAUGGUCUCCAGAUAUUGAUCUCAAGCGUAAUUCAACUUUCCACUCAGUAGUACGCACUCCUCCUAAGAAUACUGGUAGGAACACUCCUCCAAAACUUGGAGUAACAUUGCGUUCAACACCAAGGAAACGUCUUUUAUUGGGUGAUAACGAACGAGUACCACUAACUCCUGAGAAAAUUGAUUUCAGCGACAUCAGUACGCCACAGAAAUUCAAAAUUACAAGCCCCUUCAAAGAUUCCCCUCCCAUCAAAAGAUCCCGUCUUGAAAGAACUUUUGACGGAGAGUUCAAAGGCCCUUUGGACACCGCAUUGAAAGGCCUUAGCCCCACUCAACUGAUACACAUGAUCAAAAGAAUUACACACAAACAUCCAGAAGUAGAGAAGGAGAUUCGUUCAGAUAUGCCAAUACCAGAUCUCACACCAUUGGAGGAGAAAUUGAGUUAUCUGAAAUCAAAUAUCUUUAAAAGUCUACCAACAUCUCGUUUGACAUCCAAAACUGAUUCACCGGCCUACUCUAGAGUUGCGACUCAUUUGACAGCUUUCAAAAAAUGCCUCGUUGAUCAAGGGAAGGUCCUAGUUGAAUCCCAACAUUGGGAAUCUGUCAUUAAAUAUGUUUUCCUUGCUUGGAACUAUGUACGUGCCACACCUUUGUGGGAUAAUCAGCCCCAUAACGCACAGCGGAAACAGUGCUUUAAAACUCUUAUUAAUUUUUGUAUGACUGCGCUGAAGAAAGGUACUUUUGAUAAGGAUUAUAUGAUUGACAUUCAUGAUAAGCUUCAAGGGAUAGAAUCUGACAGUGAAGAUGUCCAAUCGUGCCUUAAGUAUGUCAACGGACAAUUACAGGGUGUUCUUUAAGCUAUGAAAUAUUUGUUUUUUUUAGUUCUUUAGUCAUAAUUAAUGCAUUUCAUAUAAGUCUAUAUAAUUAUAAUGCUGUGUUAAGUAAAUUAAUUUUAAAAUCAAUGUUGUAUUUUGAGCACCCUGUACAAUUUCUGUACAAAGUCGUCUAAUUGAACUUGAGUUUUUUUUUUAUAAAUAAAUAAAAAUGUAUUGAGCUGUGAGUAACGCCAAAUGUUAAUGCUUUUUAUUUAUUGCUUUUUCUCAAUUCAUCGUGAUUAAAAUGAAAGUAGAAAAUAUUUCUAUAGCUAUGGAAUUGUGUAGGUAAUUUUUCUUUUAUAUGAUUAUUAUAAUAUAUUGUAAUUUGUAGCAAAUUUUUGUAUGGUUUAAAUUCAAAUUUUGUAAGUAGAUUUAAAGGAAAUUAGUCCAUGUUAAAAGACUAGUUAAGAGUUACUUUGGUGUAAGCUUUCGAUUGUACGAUUAAUUAUUAUCACUUAGUAAUUAGUAUGAAAUUGUCAAUUCAUGGAUGUAACAUCUUACUUCUACAUGUGCCUUUUAGUGAUAAGUUUAAAUAUUUUUUGACAAAUAUCCCUCGAUAUUAUUGUACCCAGUUUUAAUCAUAAGUAAUAAUAAUUUUGAAAUAAAUUGUGUUCCCAAAA
Messenger RNA from Danaus plexippus (monarch butterfly), 2775 nucleotides. RefSeq lists its product as uncharacterized. Gene Ontology annotation, biological process: nuclear protein quality control by the ubiquitin-proteasome system; proteasome localization. The transcript has 2 exons. The record is from RefSeq and is a predicted model, not a curated record. Bases 1076 to 2137 code for a protein of 353 amino acids. Gene Ontology annotation, cellular component: nucleus. Lineage: Eukaryota; Metazoa; Arthropoda; Insecta; Lepidoptera; Nymphalidae.